CACACCCCGCGCCCCUGGCCGGCGGCUUCCCUGCUCUGCGUGCAGGAGUCCCAGGCUGGGCUCCCGCUGCCGGCGGGGACUGGGAGCAGGGCCGGGAGCCGUCCUCCUCCCGCUGCCUUGAAAGUCUCUUAUUUACCCCCGGGCUUCCCUCGAUCCAGGGAAGGUUAUUUCUCUGCGUGGAGGAUGAACUACGUUCUCUUGCCCCAACCUCGAAGCAUGGGCUGCUGACCCUAGAAAUGCAAUCUAGAAUAAGGCCUCAUUAAUCCUGGGGGAAAAGCAAAAAAGGCCGCCACCAGCAAUAAUUAACAGACCUCCGACGGCCUUUUGUUUUUCCCUUUUGUAUAAAUUUUAGUGAGUCAUCAGUUCAGCCUUCUGUAUGCCUGACACUAUCUGCAGUCUAAAGAAGUUACAUACACACAGAUGGUUUGGGGGCCUGAGUGAUACUACAGCUGGUAAAGCGCCUGCCUUGACUGCAACCCACCCGGGUUUUAUCCCUGGCAUCCCAUAUGGUCGUGUGGUACCCCACCCCGCUCCCCUGCACCCAUAGGGAUGGCCAGGUGUAGUCCCUAAAAAAUAUGUGUAUAGUUUGAUGAUAUGCGUGCAGUAAAAUGAUGUAACAUCUUCUCUGCUUGUUAACAGCUCAUAUCAAGUGUCUAAAAGAUUCUUGGAUAUUGUUUUCUUAGGUCUUUAAGUCAUGUAAGCUACAGUGAGUACUCUCUGAGCCUGUUGUGUGUUACAGGAAUGUGUUUUUUGACCGUCUGAAUUUCAACCAUGUUGUCAGGCUGCUUGCAGAAUUUCCUCAAAGUGGCAAACCCUCAUCUCCAGUAUUCAAGAGUAUGGCAGCUGUUAAUAAAUAAAAGGUUUCUUGGAACCGUGCCGAAAUCCAGAUCGUGCAGACGGGUUGUCAUUACGGGUAUUGGCUUAGUAACUCCCCUUGGUGUUGGAACUCAACUGGUAUGGGAUCGCCUUCUCCAGGGAGAAAGCGGAAUUGUUUCACUGGCUGGUGAAGAAUACAAGAAUAUCCCUUGCAGUGUUGCUGCUUUUGUGCCAAGAGGUAGCGGCGAAGGUCAGUUCAAUGAGAUGAACUUUGUAUCCAAGUCAGACGUCAAGGUCAUGUCUUCUCCCACCAUUAUGGCCAUAGGGGCCGCAGAGUUGGCCAUGAAGGACUCCAACUGGUAUCCUCAAUCGGAAGCGGAUCAAGUGGCUACUGGGGUUGCGAUUGGCAUGGGAAUGGUUCCUCUUGAAGUUGUUUCUGAAACGGCCCUGAUGUUUCAGACGAAAGGUUACAAUAAGGUCAGCCCCUUCUUCGUCCCUAAAAUCCUCAUCAACAUGGCAGCAGGCCAAGUCAGCAUUCGCUACAAACUCAGGGGCCCCAAUCACGCGGUGUCCACAGCCUGCACCACCGGUGCGCAUGCUGUGGGAGAUUCAUUUAGAUUUAUAGCCCAAGGUGAUGCCGAUGUGAUGGUGGCUGGAGGCACAGACUCAUGCAUUAGUCCCUUAUCCCUUGCGGGGUUUGCUAGAGCCCGGGCUCUGAGCACAAACUCGGAUCCUAAGUUGGCAUGCAGACCCUUUCACCCCAAAAGAGAUGGUUUCGUCAUGGGAGAAGGCGCAGCUGUGCUGGUGCUGGAAGAGCACGAACAUGCAGUUCAGAGAGGGGCCCGGAUCUAUGCAGAAGUUCUGGGUUAUGGACUUUCAGGAGAUGCUGGGCACAUAACCGCCCCCGAUCCUGAAGGAGAAGGUGCCUUAAGGUGUAUGGCUGCUGCUGUAAGAGACGCGGGUGUGCAGCCUGAAGAGAUAACCUAUGUCAACGCACAUGCUACUUCCACGCCGUUGGGCGAUGCUGCUGAAAACAAAGCCAUCAAGCAUCUUUUCAAGGCCCACGCGCGAGCCCUCGCAGUUUCCUCCACCAAGGGAGCCACGGGCCAUCUGCUGGGAGCUGCAGGGGCGGCAGAGGCAGCGUUCACCGCGCUGGCUUGCUUUUAUCGAAAACUGCCACCUACCCUAAACCUGGAUUGCACAGAACCAGAAUUUGAUCUCAACUAUGUUCCACUAAAGACGCAGGAUUGGAAAGCUGAAAACAGAUGUAUUGGACUCACCAAUUCCUUUGGUUUUGGUGGUACGAAUGCAACACUCUGUAUUGCUGGCAUGUAGAACAGAGCAUUUGUGAUGAAACGUGGAUUUUUAAAAAAAUGUCACAAGAAAACUCUGCUAAGUAGUUAGAUACUGUCAGUAUGAGUUUAAAUACAUCUGUAUUAGUACUCGAGUACCUUUUUUUAUUUGUGUUGUGGGGACACACCCAGCCAGAUGGCUGUACUCAGAAGUAUGGUGCUGCUUAGAGGCCUGUGCACUGCUGGGAUUGAAACACGUGCUCAGCCUUCGAUAAAUAAAAAAGUAUUUCCUUGGCCCA
This is a messenger RNA of Sorex araneus (European shrew), 2407 nucleotides long. RefSeq names its product 3-oxoacyl-ACP synthase, mitochondrial (gene OXSM). Bases 772 to 2151 code for a protein of 459 amino acids. Gene Ontology annotation, biological process: fatty acid biosynthetic process. Gene Ontology annotation, molecular function: 3-oxoacyl-[acyl-carrier-protein] synthase activity. The transcript is spliced from 2 exons. NCBI's taxonomy places the organism in Eukaryota, Metazoa, Chordata, Mammalia, Eulipotyphla, Soricidae. The record is from RefSeq and is a predicted model, not a curated record.